This is a messenger RNA of Gigantopelta aegis, 424 nucleotides long. Its product is annotated as ankyrin repeat domain-containing protein 29-like. Gene Ontology annotation, molecular function: protein binding. The record is from RefSeq and is a predicted model, not a curated record. NCBI's taxonomy places the organism in Eukaryota, Metazoa, Mollusca, Gastropoda, Neomphalida, Peltospiridae. The annotation marks the transcript as partial. The transcript has a single exon.
AUGGAAGAAGAGGAUAUAACAUUUACAUUUGAACAAUCACUACUUAAAGCAGGUCAAGCUGGUAAUAAUAAUGUUGUUACAACACUACUGGAGUUAGGAGCCAAUAUUGACUACCAGAAUGAAGAAGGAGGAACAGCACUAAUAUUUGCAAGUCAGAAUAGACAUUACCAAGUUGUUGAGCUUCUACUCAAAGAAAAUGCUGAUAUUAAUCUUCAAGACCAAGAAGGUUGGACUGCUUUAAUGUUUGCCAGUAAGAAUGGACAUUACCAAGUUGUUCAGCUUCUUCUCAAGGUAAACACUGAUCCUAGUCUUCAAACACUAGAAUGUUUGACUGCAUUAAUAUUUGCAAGUGGAAAUGGCCAUGACCAAGUUGUUGAGCUUCUUCUCAAAGAAAAUGCUAAUCCUAAUAUUCAAACACAAGAAG